AGUACGGAGGAGUUGCUCCUCUUGCUUCGGGAGCACGCUUCCGGGUUUUCCCCCCUCCCACCCCACUUGUUUGUUCCGUGCCUCCCGUGAACCUGACAGCCGCCGUCGUCCCGGGUUGAAAGAGCGUCGAGGGUUGCAGUCAUGUCGUCAGCUGCUGCGGGCACCGGCAAGACGGCCCACGGCGACGUGGCCGCGAAGAAGAAGAAGGGACCCGGCGCCCUGGCCACGGCCUACCUGGUCAUCUACAACGUUGUUAUGACAGCGGGGUGGCUGGUCAUAGCUGUGGGUCUGGUCAGAGCUUACCUGGCCAGAGGAAGCUAUCAUGGGCUUUACUACUCCAUCGAGAAGCCUCUGAAGUUCUUCCAGACCGGAGCUAUUCUGGAGAUUGUGCACUGUGCUGUGGGGAUCGUCCCGUCCUCCGUGGUGCUGACAGGCUUCCAGGUCCUGUCCCGGGUCUUCCUCACCUGGGCCGUCACUCACAGCGUCAGGGAGGUGCAGAGCGAGGACAGCGUGCUGCUGUUCGUGGCGGCCUGGACCGUGACGGAGAUCAUCCGCUACUCCUUCUACACCUUCAGCCUGCUCAACCACCUGCCGUACCUCAUCAAGUGGGCCAGGUACACUUUCUUCUUCGCCCUGUACCCCAUGGGGGUGAGCGGCGAGCUGCUGACCAUCUACGCCGCGCUGCCCUACGUCCAGAAGACGGGGCUGUACUCCGUCACGCUGCCCAACAAGUACAACUUCUCCUUCGACUACCACGGCUUCCUCAUCCUCGCCAUGGUGUCCUACAUUCCCUUCUUCCCCCAGCUCUACUUCCACAUGAUCCGGCAGAGGAAGAAGGUGCUGGGCCACAUGGAGGACCACAGCAAGGUGGAGUGAGACCCCCCCCCCCCCUUCCCAACGGGCCGAGGAACCAAAACCAACCACAACAGCCGGGAGAUUUCCAUCAUGGAGACACUUUAUUUGUUGUUGUUGUCUUUCUCUGAUUUCUGAUCAAUGUUUGUGUGUCUCGUUGGAGAGUCCACGAGGACUCGGAGCACUGAUUAGUAGUUCUUUUUUAUUUAAUUCUUUUGUCUUCUCGUUGGCUUCAAAAGUCUGAUCACAUUCCUGAUUUAAGUUCAAUAAAACUUUUCCAUUCUGUGGUGCUGUUUUCCAUCUAGUCACAUGAUCUUUGUUUACGUCCAGUCAGCUGAGUCCCAGUGGAGCUUGUCCUAUGAUGUCUUAGUUGUUUAGGUGGUUUGUACUUUAAGUUAAGUGUGUUUUUAUUUAUCAUCCCUCUUUUUGUCAUGUUCUCGUGCAAUCGCUUUGUCUUCUUUUUUUAUUCUCUGAUCAACUCUCUUUAGCUCAAACAAAGGGAUUCUAUAUAUUAAGCAUCUAUUUCCAUUCAGGCUUUAUUUAAGGAAGUUCAAGGGAUUUAUGGAAGUGUAUUAAGACGAGAACACAAAGCACAAUAAACGGUAGCAGCAGA
Molecule: messenger RNA, 1465 nt
Organism: Pungitius pungitius (ninespine stickleback)
Lineage: Eukaryota; Metazoa; Chordata; Actinopteri; Perciformes; Gasterosteidae
Gene: hacd2
Product: 3-hydroxyacyl-CoA dehydratase 2
Exons: 7
Coding region: 142-876 (244 amino acids)
Biological process (GO): sphingolipid biosynthetic process; very long-chain fatty acid biosynthetic process; fatty acid elongation
Cellular component (GO): endoplasmic reticulum membrane
Molecular function (GO): 3-hydroxyacyl-CoA dehydratase activity
Source: RefSeq, a predicted model, not a curated record